CGUGAGGACGUGCCGAAGUGUUAAUAUUCGAUAUCGCGUAGUUAAGUGUGACGGUGUAAGAGGGCUGCGGUCAUCAUGGAGGGUUUCCUACAUCACAUGGCACCGCAGUUUCUGCAUCCCGCUCUGCAAAGUUUUGGCUGCGGUGCUUUUCGACCUAUAGGGGGUGCUUUUCACCCCCUUUAUCCCGGCAAAGCAUUUGCCAGGCACCUCGGCGAGCAGUAUGCUCUUGGACAAAGCGUUGGACAGGCAUUGAGGAGCGUCCGCGACGAUAACAGCACUCCGCCGCUGUACCGCCAUAGCUACACUGUUCGCGAUGACACCAGCUCGCCAGGCUCGGCCGCAUCUGCCUCGCCGCGACCCUGCAAGGACGAGGACCCACCCGCAACCGUCGCAUGCACUGACUCGCAUGAAUUGUUUUCACCCGACGGCGAGCGGAAGUCCUCGUGCGGAGUGUGCGGCGCUCGCCUGGGACCCGGGGUGGCCCAGGCGCAUUUCCUGCAAGAGUUGCAGCACCUCUAUAGCUUGACUGCGAUACCGCGCGACGCGUCUGCUCCGUCGCAUUCCCUUCACCACCAGGAUGAAGAUGCCCGUUGGGAGACAUACCAACGUAUACGAGCAAACCGGCAAAGGCGGCUAAAGCUCCGUACUCGCAAGCGCCACCACACCGUGGAGAGUAUGCUGGGGUACGACCUUGAUGACGAGAGGCGCGACGAACGGCCCCGGGAGUCCCGCACCUAUGACGCCGAGGACGAGCCCGUGGACGUAGAGGGAGAUUCCCUCGGGUGGCCAGAAGCGGCGAUUAACAUCGAUGAAAAGGGGCAACGCAGUGAUGGAGACAAACUGCAUCUGAGUUACACUGAGGAUCUCGAGAUAUCGAGCACCAACGACACUAUGCAGUCGCCCGAACGCGUGAGGAUUGAGACACCAAAGCCGUUGUCUCUGGAGUGCACGAAGACGGAGAGCGUGGAGCGUCCGGCUGAAGUCAGCACAUCCGAUUGGUCUGGCGCCCCAGACACCUGGCCCGCCCUGGCUGACGCUUACGCUCAUGCCCGCCACAAAAUCGACGGCGAAAUGCCUUCUUCGACUAACUCCCGAAACUAAGAUCUCAAAAUUAUUCUAAAAUCUAUUCGAUCAAUAAUGAUAAUUAUAAUUGAAGCGUAAAGGGAAUAAAGA
Pararge aegeria (speckled wood butterfly) is the source of this 1173-nucleotide messenger RNA. It is a transcript of the gene tey, whose product is annotated as protein Teyrha-meyrha. The transcript has 7 exons. Lineage: Eukaryota; Metazoa; Arthropoda; Insecta; Lepidoptera; Nymphalidae. Bases 76 to 1101 code for a protein of 341 amino acids. The record is from RefSeq and is a predicted model, not a curated record.